GGGGAGGGGGCGGGAAUUCCCGACUCGAGGCCGGAACCCGGAGGCUGCGAUGGAGUGAGACCCUCGGGAGGUGUUACUUCUCUUUAUAGUGUUACUGAGCUACCGCGGCCAUCAUGGUGCCCUGGGGGGAGCCAGAACUCCUGGUGUGGCGCCCAGAAGCGAUAGCUUCGGAGCCCUCAGUGCCGGUGGGGCUGGAGGUGAAGCUGGGGGCGCUGGUGCUGCUGCUGCUGCUCACGCUCCUCUGCAGCUUGGUGCCAGUCUGCGUGCUGCGACGGCCAGGCGCUAACCAUGAAACCUCUGCCUCAAGCCAGAAAGUCCUAAGCCUAGUAAGCUGCUUCGCAGGAGGAGUCUUUUUGGCUACUUGUCUUCUGGACCUGCUACCUGACUACCUGGCUGCCAUAGAUGAGGCUUUGGAGGCCUUGCAUGUGACGCUUCAGUUUCCCCUGCAAGAGUUCAUCCUGGCCAUGGGUUUCUUCCUGGUCUUGGUGAUGGAACAGAUCACACUGGCUUACAAGGAGCAGUCCAGUGCACCACAUCCAGAAGAGACAAGGGCUCUGCUGGGGACAGUGAAUGGUGGACCUCAACACUGGCAUGAUGGACCAGGGAUCGCCCCGGCCAGCGGAACUGCAGCAGCUCCCUCAGCCCUGCGUGCCUGUGUCCUGGUCUUCUCCUUAGCCUUGCACUCCGUAUUUGAGGGCCUGGCUGUAGGGUUGCAGCGAGACCGGGCCCGGGCAAUGGAGCUGUGCCUUGCUUUGCUGCUCCACAAGGGUAUCCUGGCAGUCAGUCUGUCCCUGCGGCUGCUACAGAGCCACCUACGGGUGCAGGUGGUGGCUGGCUGUGGGAUCCUCUUCUCCUGUAUGACACCUCUGGGCAUCGGGCUGGGUGCAGCUCUGGCAGAGUCAGCCGGGCCUCUGCACCAGCUGGCCCAAUCUGUGCUGGAGGGCAUGGCAGCUGGCACCUUCCUCUAUAUCACCUUCCUGGAAAUCUUACCCCAGGAGCUGGCUACUUCUGAGCAGAGGAUCCUCAAGGUCAUUCUGCUCCUAGCAGGCUUUGCCCUGCUCACUGGCCUGCUCUUUGUCCAGGUCUAAGGUGCUUCAAGAGAAAAGGCAGGGGAUGCUGACUAUCAGGUGCCCCUGUGCUCCCUGCCUUUCUCAGUUUGUGAGAAAUAGAAAGGAAAUGAGGACCAACGAGUUCUCUGAGAGGUCAGGAAGUGGGCAGAGAAGAGGCUAGCCUCAGGCCCAAGAACAAGAGAUAGCCAAAUUAUGUGAGGCAUGAUCAGGGAACAUUAGCAAUGAGGCAGACUGCCACAAUCACAGAUCAGGCACUACACCUAGAGACAAGCUGACAGAACUGGAGCUACUUCGGAAUAUCCUGUUCCUUUCACUUCUGCCAAGUGAAUCCUCCCGCUUUCUAGCCUCCUAUUCUUAUAUCUCUGUCUUCUCUUCUACCAAGGGACUAGUGCCAAAUGGUCUCUGCCAGUUUCCAUAAUUUAUCUGGCCUCUCCUGUUUUCCUCACUUUUUUUUUUUUUUUUUUUUGAGACAGAAUUUCUCUGUGUAACCUUGGCUAUCCUGGAACUCAUUCUGUAGACCAGGCUGGCCUUGAACUCAGAGAUCUUGCCUGCCUCUACCUCCUGAUGGCUCGGAUUAAAUGAGUGUACCACCACAUCCCGUUGCUCCUUCUCUGUGUAGUCCUGGCUAUCCUGGGGCUUGUUCUGUAGUCUUAGGUUGGUCUUGAACUCAGAUAGGGUUGCUUCCUGAGUGCUGAGAUGAAAGGGGAGCUGUGCCACCACUGCCUAGCUUGCUCCUCUAUUUUUCAAGUGCCAAACACCCACCCACCCCUUUAGUGUGCUCUCCCAGCCCCGAGAUAGGGUUUUUCUGUGUAUCCCUGGCUGUCCUGAACUCACGCUGUAGACCAGGCUGGCCUCGAACUCACAGAGCUCCUCCUUCCUCUGCCUCCUGAGCACGGGGAUCAAAAGUGUGUGCCACCAUAUAUGGCUCACCUCCCUCUUUUCUGAAAGCACAGUGAUGGGGGCCCAGCCCAGCACCUCGGUGGAGUAGACCUACUUGCUCUUUAUUUGGGGUGGGGCAGAAUGUUUGCUGACCUGGCUGGAGUGAGGGAUAAGUAGGUCCUGACACCAACCCCUACAGAAGGUGGACAUGGCGCCCCAUACCUAGAUCAUAAACACUGACCUGCCAAAACUUUUCUAUCUUGGAUGUCCGGGUGGGUGGAGAGACAGACUCCCCCCAUGAUUAUUUUUAGGGAGGGAGGGCUGUGUAUAGGGCUGUACUCUGUAGAAUCUAUUUUACUAACUGACUGUUUUGGGACGUAUUACCCGAAUAAAAGAUGUUUCUAUACA
Messenger RNA from Meriones unguiculatus (Mongolian gerbil), 2357 nucleotides. RefSeq names its product solute carrier family 39 member 1 (gene Slc39a1). The coding region runs from base 114 to 1088 and encodes 324 amino acids. Gene Ontology annotation, cellular component: plasma membrane. The transcript has 4 exons. The record is from RefSeq and is a predicted model, not a curated record. Gene Ontology annotation, molecular function: zinc ion transmembrane transporter activity. NCBI's taxonomy places the organism in Eukaryota, Metazoa, Chordata, Mammalia, Rodentia, Muridae. Gene Ontology annotation, biological process: zinc ion transmembrane transport.